This is a messenger RNA of Penicillium odoratum, 2049 nucleotides long. Its product is annotated as GMC family oxidoreductase. The transcript is spliced from 6 exons. Lineage: Eukaryota; Fungi; Ascomycota; Eurotiomycetes; Eurotiales; Aspergillaceae. The record is from RefSeq and is a predicted model, not a curated record. Gene Ontology annotation, molecular function: flavin adenine dinucleotide binding; oxidoreductase activity, acting on CH-OH group of donors. Bases 1 to 2049 code for a protein of 682 amino acids.
AUGCGGUGUACCCUAUCCGCUGGGAUCAUUGGCGCAGGCCUCGCGAUUGUACCUGUCGCUCACGCCUUGUCGCCUCGCACGGAGAUCUCCGACUCGUACGAUUUUGUCAUCAUUGGAGGAGGACAAGCCGGACUCACUGUAGGUGGCCGUCUCUCUGAAGACACAAAUCAUACAGUCCUAGUUUUGGAGGCAGGUGGUAAUGGUGAUGAUUACCGUGAACGUAUAGAUACCCCAGCAUACUCAUACUUUGAUUCCUUGUGGACAACACCAUUGAAUUGGAAAUAUUACACUGUUCCACAGCCCAAUGCCGAAGAUCGGGAGAUCUAUUGGCCUCGUGGCAAGGUGCUUGGAGGGAGUUCCGCCAUCAAUGGCUUAUAUCUAACCCGCCCGGGUGAAGAUGAUAUCAAUGCUUGGAAAGAUCUGUUGGGCGACAUGGAUGGAGCAGAGAAUUGGUCAUGGGAUUCUUUCUACGCUGCGAUGCGAAAAAGCGAGAAUUUCACUGCGCCAAGCGAUUCGAUAGCCGAAGAGGCGGAUAUUCAUUGGAAUAUAUCAACCCAUGGUACGGCGGGGCCGAUCCAGGCAUCUUACCCUGGAUACACGUUCCCUCAAGUGGGUUAUUGGGUAGAAUCCCUCGAAAAUAUCGGCAUCGCCAUUUCAGAGGAUAUGUACGGUGGUGACAACUGGGGCGCCGAGGUCUCAACAUCCUGCAUCAAUCCUUCCAAUUGGACGCGAUCGUAUAGUCGCACGGGUUAUCUCGACCCUCUCCCUGACAAGGGGAACUAUGACGUUCUCGCCAAUGCCUACGUAACUCGCAUCGUCUUCGACAACUCUACUUCCGACAAUUUGACGGCUACUGCAGUCGAGUACACAACUGACAACGGUACAACCACAUCGACGGUCAAGAUUAACAAAGAGGUCAUUCUUUCUGCGGGUGCAGUUGGCAGCCCGGCAAUACUGAUGUAUAGUGGUGUCGGCCCGAAGGAUGUUCUAUCUGAUGCUGGCAUUGACCUUCUAUCCGAACUCCCUGGUGUUGGCCAGCACCUUCAAGAUCACUUUAGUGCUACGGUGACAUGGGAUACCGAUGCGACUACGGCAGGCUCUAUUUACUAUGACGACGGUGCCGACAAGGAUAAUCAGCUUUAUCUCUCAUACAUCGAUGAUGCCGUCGCGUACGUUAACGCAACCGCGAUAUACGGUAGCAGUGUUUCCUCUAUGGAGUCGAGCAUCCUCGCGUCCAUUAACCAGUAUGCACCAAAUACGACAUACAGCGACGAAGUGAUCGCAGGCUACAAAGCCAUCUGCAACAUCACAGCGAAGAAAAUCUUCAACAGUCCAACCGGUAUCAUCGAGCUCUUGUUCAUGAACAGCGAUUCGAAUGGUGAUGUCGGGAUCACCGCUGCUCUCCAGCACCCGUAUAGCCACGGUCGCAUUUACAUCAACUCCUCAAACCCACUGGACUACCCCGUCAUCGACCCCAACUAUCUAUACAACCCCGCUGACUACGAAGUCCUCCGUGAUGGCCUCAAAAUGGCACGAAGCAUAGGCGAAGCAUCUCCGCUGAGCAACAAUCUCACAACCGAAACAGCACCCGGAUCAAAUGUUACAACCGAUGAUGAAUGGGUUAAAUGGCUGCGCGGCGCUGCCAGCACAGAAUUCCAUCCCUCUUCAUCAUGUGCAAUGCUUCCCCGCGAGCUGGGUGGUGUCGUUGACGCAAACCUAUUGGUUUACGGCCUCGCGAAUGUUCGCGUGGUCGAUGCCAGUGUUCCACCUAUUGCCUUGUCAACGCAUCUCAUGGCUUCAACCUAUGGAGUCGCUGAGCAGGCGGCGAAUAUUAUUCGUGGAUUUUACAAUGGGGUGCCCAUGACACAGUCUUCUGGCAAUGGUGGCAGUAACAGCAGCAGUGGGACUACUUCCUCUAAGCCCACCGCUGCGAAGCAUGUCAAAUCAAGUGGGUCGACUGCUGCUCCAAGUAGUAGCGCUCCUGGUAAGGAGGGUGCGCCUUUAUACAGUUGGGUGUCCUUCUUGCUCUUUAUUGGCUUGUUUAUGUAG